AUACAUACUCUUCAACUGUUAUUACCAGCUGUGGCGUAUAUCACUUUCAACUCUUAUGUAAUCGGUAUAACCUACUAUUAUGCAGAUAAUUUCUCGCACGAGAGCUUAAAAGUUGCCUAUGCCGCCUAUGACACUCCGUGGUAUGAGGGAAAUCCAGAAUUACGCAAAUGUGUGCAGAUUAUGAUCGCCAGAAGCCAUAAGCCACUUGAAAUUAAGGCUGGUGGACUCUUACCGAUGACCUUGGAGAACUUUCAAGCUAUUUUGCGUAUAUCGUACUCCUAUUUUUCGAUGCUGCAAGGCUUCAGUCAAAAAUAAUUUAGAAAAUUAAGAUUUAAAGUAUUGUAGAACCACUAG
Messenger RNA from Bactrocera oleae (olive fruit fly), 354 nucleotides. NCBI's taxonomy places the organism in Eukaryota, Metazoa, Arthropoda, Insecta, Diptera, Tephritidae. The record is from RefSeq and is a predicted model, not a curated record.